AUGUUGAGUUGGAUAACCUCACUGGCAACCUCAUCACCUGAUUCAUCUGCCUUGCACAACCACCACCGUCCUGUGUUCAACCCCUAUCUGGUGCAAAUAUCUCUCAUCAUGCACAUCAAGUCCGUAACAGCAAUCUGCUGUCUGGCCAGCUAUGCCCUUGGGAUGCCCAUGGAAUCAAAGGAACUGGCGGCAGGAUCUAAGCUUGGCUCUGAAUCAAAGGGAGCAAAGACAAACAAGCCCCCAGACGCUGAAAGGUGUCAUAAUUGUGGUUGUGUGCUCACUGAAGAGGACACUGCACCCCCUCCUAAAGAGAAAAUCAAAGGCUCAAAAUCCACCAAAUCUAAACCCAAAAAAUAAAUAAUAAAAAAUGGGAUAAACUCCUGAUUGUCA
Messenger RNA from Puccinia graminis f. sp. tritici CRL 75-36-700-3, 390 nucleotides. RefSeq lists its product as uncharacterized. The record is from RefSeq and is a predicted model, not a curated record. Lineage: Eukaryota; Fungi; Basidiomycota; Pucciniomycetes; Pucciniales; Pucciniaceae. The coding region runs from base 1 to 357 and encodes 118 amino acids. The transcript has 2 exons.